Dunckerocampus dactyliophorus (ringed pipefish) is the source of this 1555-nucleotide messenger RNA. It is a transcript of the gene slc25a3a, whose product is annotated as solute carrier family 25 member 3a. Lineage: Eukaryota; Metazoa; Chordata; Actinopteri; Syngnathiformes; Syngnathidae. Gene Ontology annotation, cellular component: mitochondrial inner membrane. Gene Ontology annotation, biological process: mitochondrial phosphate ion transmembrane transport. Gene Ontology annotation, molecular function: phosphate transmembrane transporter activity. The coding region runs from base 180 to 1253 and encodes 357 amino acids. The record is from RefSeq and is a predicted model, not a curated record. The transcript has 8 exons.
UGAGCAAUCAUUAAUAGAAGAAGAAGCGAAGAAGUCAACACUGUGACGUCACGAAAGGACAAAUCGCUACCCCGAGGUCGUUCUCUCUCUUUGAGCCGGCGGUCGCAGCUAAGCGGGGGCGCCAUUUUAAGACGCGCAUAAACGCAGCUCCGCGGGCAGAUCGGACCACCACAACCACCAUGUAUCCAGCCACUUUGACGCACUUGGCUCGGGCCAACCCAUUCAGCGCCCCGCUGUUCAGUCUUCAGAAGGCGGAAGAACCAGAGCAGAGUCUCCAUGCGCAGAGGACACGCAGGCUGGCAGCAGCCGCCACUGCAGACGAGGGAGACAGUUGCGAAUUUGGCUCUCAGAAGUAUUUCGUCCUGUGUGGCUUUGGUGGAAUUGUGAGCUGUGGCACCACACACACAGCAGUUGUUCCCCUUGAUCUGGUCAAAUGCCGACUGCAGGUGAACCCAGACAAGUACAAGAGCAUUGGCAAUGGCUUUUCUGUCACCGUGAGGGAGGAUGGUGUCAGGGGCUUGGCCAAGGGCUGGGCGCCCACAUUCAUCGGCUACUCAAUGCAGGGACUCUGCAAGUUUGGGUUCUACGAGGUGUUUAAAAUCUUCUACAGUGAUCUGCUCGGCGAAGAAAACACCUACAUGUGGAGAACAUCACUGUACCUUGCUGCCUCAGCCAGUGCCGAGUUCUUUGCUGAUAUUGCUCUGGCUCCCAUGGAGGCUGUCAAAGUGCGUAUCCAGACCCAGCCAGGCUAUGCCAACACCCUGAGAGAGUGUGUCCCCAAGAUGUACUCAGAGGAGGGUCUCUGGGCUUUCUACAAGGGUGUGGUACCUCUGUGGAUGAGACAGAUCCCGUACACCAUGAUGAAAUUUGCCUGCUUUGAGCGCACUGUGGAGAUGCUCUACAAAUAUGUUGUUCCCAAGCCCCGCAGCGAGUGCAGCAAACCAGAGCAACUGGUUGUUACCUUCGUGGCUGGUUACAUUGCUGGUGUGUUUUGCGCCAUUGUGUCCCACCCUGCCGAUUCUGUGGUGUCUGUGCUGAACAAGGAGAAAGGAAGCACUGCUGUCCAGGUUCUGAAGAAGCUGGGACCCAAAGGUGUGUGGAAGGGCUUGGUUGCCCGUAUCAUCAUGAUUGGUACUCUGACAGCUCUGCAGUGGUUCAUCUACGAUUCAGUCAAGGUCUACUUCCGUCUGCCCCGCCCACCUCCCCCUGAAAUGCCAGAGUCCCUGAAGAAGAAGCUCGGCCUUACAGAGUAAUGAUUAUAAUUCCCUCAAUGACCAUUCACACACUGGGCAGCAACCAGCAGAUGGCAACUGAUUUCUCCACUUCCAUUGUGCGUGCACAACAAUUUUCUAUAUUUAUGUCCUCAAGCUCUGCUGCUUCAGGGAAUGGGGCUGUAACUAAUAAUGUAUAUUUACCAUACAGACAUAAGUCAAAGAGCUGCUGUUGUCCCUCUUUGCUAACAGAUGGGCAAAGAAAACUCCCUUGUCAAACACUUGUCUGAUUUUAUUCAGUUUCUGUCAUUAUAGAAUGGAAAUUAAAAACAAUUCCUUGGAAA